AUGGAGCGGUCACUGAAAGAUAAAAAAAUAGUUUUCGUCAAAAAUUGGUUUUUUGAUAUAUUGCCAAGUGUUAAUCCUUGGUCUAGCGAUGUUAUUCAAUUCAACACGGUUUAUGAUGCAUCUAUGUUUGAAUGGAGAUUGAGCAUAGUCAGAGACUUCCCGGAACCACUAGCUGUACCAUUUGGAAUUAUUCGUAACAGCAAUGUUCAGUUGAACUUGGAGCCUUGCAUAUCAACCUUGUCGAUAAAGAGUCAAUAUUCCAUAAAAUGCAUAUUCGGGUUACGAGUAGAAGAGCCAAACACAACAAAAGUAUUGUUCUUUUCAACAUCUCAUGAAACAGAAGAGCAAAAAGUAAACGAUGAUUUCGCAGGUUUCCAUAUACCCCAAGAUAGUCCGUUUGGAGAUAACUUGAAUAGAGUUUUCUCGCAACCGUGUCAUAGACUUAAAACUUGCCAUAUCACAGUGACCAUGAUCAUGAACAAAUCUGAUUAUGAAAUACAAAAUAGUUUCGCUGACAUCCCUCUGUUGUCAGCUGAUGGCAAAGAUUUUCGUUUCAAUACCAUAAAUAACAAAUCGAGGCAAGAUUUCACUAUCAAGACGAUGAAGGACGGAGAGUCGUACAAGGCAUCUCGAGAAGCCCUCUACAUCUGCUCUUCAUAUUUUCGUCAAAAGAUAAUGGAAGAAGGAGUUAUUAAGGACGAGAUUGAGUUAGACACUUCGAUUGAAGCACUUAAAACGACAGUGAUCUAUGCCUUGACAGGAACGUUUUCGCCACCAGAUCAACUCACAAUUGAACUUGCUAACGAAAUAUUAAACUUAUCCGAGCAGUUAUCUGUUAUGAAUAGAAGAGACUUGAAGCGAGUGAUUGAACGAGUGGCUUCAGAAGAGCUACAGAAGAACAAAAUGAAUUUAGAAAUAGUACUCGAAUGGUUAUUAACGGCUCGCGAUAUGCGACUGUCACGUCUAGAGAAUGCUGCUUCUGCUAUGAUUCUUCAAUUGCACUUCUUAGAUUUGUUGGAAAAAUAUGAGGAUAACGUGGAGAACGGAAGCAGAUCGAGCUUGCAUACCCGAUUACAUCACAGUCAACGAAUUUUUAGAACCUCCGCCUACCUUAAAUUACUUCAUUUGAAAAGGAAUUCACAAAGUGUUCAUUGUAUAGAAUAUUCAUGA
This is a messenger RNA of Auanema sp. JU1783, 1170 nucleotides long. The record is from the annotation of a GenBank genome assembly. Lineage: Eukaryota; Metazoa; Nematoda; Chromadorea; Rhabditida; Rhabditidae.